Molecule: messenger RNA, 3278 nt
Organism: Fundulus heteroclitus (mummichog)
Lineage: Eukaryota; Metazoa; Chordata; Actinopteri; Cyprinodontiformes; Fundulidae
Gene: grk7a
Product: G protein-coupled receptor kinase 7a
Exons: 4
Coding region: 160-1833 (557 amino acids)
Biological process (GO): signal transduction; protein phosphorylation; regulation of signal transduction
Cellular component (GO): cytoplasm
Molecular function (GO): rhodopsin kinase activity; ATP binding
Source: RefSeq, a predicted model, not a curated record
CUUAGGUUUGCAGGUGUGCUGGGUGCAGGAGCUCAUUUGCACGCUGGCUUGGGAGGGAACUACACUCUCACAUAUACGCACAAACUCCAAGUGGGCAUCCUUGGGAAGCCACUGAGGAACCCAGUCACGUAGGGGGACAGAACACACACAACCGGCAAGAUGUGUGACAUGGGGGGUUUGGAUAACCUGGUGGCCAACACGGCCUACCUGAAAGCCCAAGGAGGGGAUGACAAGGAGAUGAAAAAGCGUCGCCGCAGCUUGUCCCUGCCCAAGCCGGAGCAGUGUACUGCCCUCAGAGAGGCCAUCGAGAAGGACUUUACAUCUCUGUGUGAAAGGCAGCCUAUAGGGAAAAGACUUUUCCGUGACUUUCUGUCUAGUACCCCCGAGUUCCAGCUUGCUGCAGAGUUUCUGGAUGAGUUGUAUGACUGGGACCUUGCUGAAGGUGCAACGAAAGAGAAGUCUCGCCAACAAAUUAUGACUAAGUACUGCAAGCCUGACUCCAAAUCCUUCCUGGCCUUUCUUACCGGGGAACCUCUGGAAAAAUGCAAGUCUGUUACAGAUGCCAACUUUGAAGAGGUGAUGAAAACCAAGGUCCAGGAUGGCGUAAGAGAAUUUCUAAAAGGCAAGCCUUUUACAGAUUACCAGACCAGCCCAUUCUUUGACAAAUUCCUUCAAUGGAAGGAAUAUGAAAAGCAGCCCAUCAGUGAAAAAUACUUCUAUGAAUUCAGGACUCUGGGAAAAGGGGGCUUUGGAGAGGUAUGUGCUGUUCAGGUCAAAAACACUGGCCAGAUGUACGCCUGCAAGAAGUUGUGUAAAAAGCGUCUGAAAAAGAAGGGUGGUGAAAAAAUGGCCCUACUGGAGAAGCAGAUCUUGGAGAAGGUCAACAGCCUGUUUCUGGUUAACUUGGCCUAUGCAUAUGACUCCAAGACUCACCUUUGCCUUGUCAUGACCCUGAUGAAUGGAGGAGACCUCAAGUACCACAUUUACAACAUAGGCUAUGACGGCAAGGGUGUGGACAAGGGCAUAGAGAUGAAGCGCAUCGUUCACUACACCGCGCAGAUCACCACCGGCAUCCUGCACCUCCACGCCAUGGAUAUUAUAUACCGUGACAUGAAGCCUGAAAAUGUUCUGCUGGAUAGUCAAGGCCAGUGUCGACUUUCAGAUUUGGGUCUGGCUAUAGAGAUCACUCCGGGAAAAACUGUCACACAGAUGGCUGGUACAGGAGCCUACAUGGCCCCUGAGAUCCUGAGCAAAACACCGUAUCGGACAUCGGUGGACUGGUGGGCCCUGGGCUGCAGUAUCUAUGAGAUGGUGGCGGGCUACACGCCUUUUAAAGGCCCCGAGAGCAAAAAGGAGAAGGUGGAGAAGGAGGAGGUGCAACGGCGCAUUCUCAACGAGGAGCCAAAGUGGGAGCACAAGUGCUUCGAUGCUCCCACCAAGGACAUCAUCCAGCAGUUCCUCAAAAAGAAAAUAGACGAGCGUCUGGGCAUGAGGAACAACAUGGAGGAUCCGAGGAAGCACGAGUGGUUUAAGUCGAUCAACUUUCCGCGCCUGGAGGCAGGCCUCGUGGACCCUCCCUGGGUCCCCAAACCCAACGUGGUCUACGCCAAAGACACUGGUGACAUCGCAGAGUUCUCUGAGAUCAAGGGCAUUGAGUUUGACGCCAAGGAUGAUAAAUUCUUCAAAGAGUUCAGCACGGGUGCAGUGCCCAUUCCCUGGCAGCAGGAGAUGAUUGACACUGGACUGUACGACGAGCUCAGUGAUCCCAACCGGAAAGAGGGCGGAGGAGGUUUUGACGACGACAAGAAGUCCGGCACGUGUGCGCUCCUCUGAGCAGGCCCAUGUUAGGGUGCUAACACCUAUUAAUGCUCAACAAUUUGCUUUCUCGAGCACAAUAGGAUCGGUUUAAACAGUGGACCGUGAGAGGUGAGGACAGGCAUGUUUGCUUUGAAAGAGGUACCAUCUCUCAUGGUUUAGAGGUGGGUUGCUCCAGAGGCAGAGUGCAGUAAAGCAUGGACAAUGAUGUGAUGAUUUAUUUUACGCAUCGCCUCCUGUCCACAGCUUCUUUUAAAGACAAUCAUAUUUAACUGUGUAGGCUUGCAACCACAUUGAUCAAGAAUGACUGCUAGAUGUAAGUUUUUUUUUGAAAUCCACAAAAGUGUUGGAGGAUCGCACUGUGUGCCGGAAUCACUGUACAUCUUUGAAAUAAUAGCAGGAAAAUUGAAAUGGUGUUUGCAAGGCGUGGCAAGUGUUAUUACAUGUACAACUGUUGAUAAACAGUAGGAAUAGGAUUUAAAAAUACAGUCCUGCUGGAUUGUGGAAUAUCGAAUCACUUCCGUGGUGUUUUUUUUUAUUACAUUAUAAGGCCGGGCUGUUUCUACAAUGCGUUCUUUUCACCGCGUUCUAUAGAGAAAUUUGUGGCAUUUCUUCUGCUGUUACAAUCUUAGACCAUGUAGUCACAGCAAAUCACAGCAUUUACAUCUGCCUGGCAUCCUAGUUUUAUAUAAACUAUAAAACUCAAUUGUAUGUGUUGUACAUAAAUAUUUACGUAAGUAUCUAUGCACUAAAAAAGAAACGUUUGUAAAUCAAGUUUAGAAUGAUUUUAGUAAAUAGUACCAAUGCCCUCCCCACCACCACCCCCUGAGCCCCCCCCUGUUUUUUUUUUUUCAUUCCUAGCCUUCAUUGUCAUUGUACAAGAGCACAAUGAAAAUCAAUGCACUCCCUGUAGCUCAUGAAACACACAAUCUUUUUUAUUCAUUGAUUUUGGUGCUGAGAGGUCCGACCUAGAGGCGAGUGGAGAAUUAUGCCCUGGGAUGCUGGGGGAGAGAAGAGUGCACAAAUAGCAGCUCUUUGCUGCGUAUGAUGGAGGAUAAUUUAGAGGAGUUGGGCAAUAAAUUCCUGUACCAGGAAUUCCCUGUCCAUGGCUCUGAAGCUCUGUGAUCAUUCGGGCCUAUUUUGUUGGUCUAUUGAGUGUAAAAAAAAACAAAAAACAUCAAACUAGCCACAUACUGGUAAAGAUUGUGCAUUGUAUGUUGAGCUGAGUCUAGAGACUUGGAUUAGUUCAGUUCUUGUUUGUGGUCUCAGGGUCUUUAUUUGUUGUAAGUGAGCAGAUCUUGGGCAGAGUUGAGUUUUUACCAAUGAUGUGAGUAUAAUACAAUUGUGUAAUCACGUUCCUGUAAAUAUGAGUGAAAGAAACGGUAGAAAUGCCCAGUGUAAAUCUGAAAAAUCCUUUGCUCUUGAAUGAAUUUGAGGAAAUUAAAUAUGUCUUUUGAAAUCUG